GGAGUUUCUGUAGGUGAUGCAACUAGUCGUAUGCUUAAAGCUAUCGCCGGUAGAAGGUGCUCCAAAUCGAAAUAGUCAAUAAUAAAAGGUUGCGUGCGAAAACGCUAAUGUUACUUCAAAAUUCUAUACACAAAAUAAGGAAAUGAUUAUAUUUUUAUUGGGAGUGUUAUUGUUGGGAGUGGUGAAUGCUGAUGUGCGAGUAUUUUUUAAUAAAACAGAAAUAGAAGUUCAUAUGGACAAUACAGUAUUUAUUCCAUUUACAAUUGAAAAUCUAAGUAGUGAUGUUCGUAAUGUAAAUAUCACAGCUGUAAGCUCAAAUUUGAAUGUAGUUCAAGUAAACGUAUCAAAUUUUGAUCCAUUUUUAAUAUCUAAUGGAAUCUAUAAAGGAAUUGUCAAUGUUAGUGCUAUUUUUCUUGGCAACGCAGAAGUAUAUUUAUCAGUUUUCAUUGAAAGAAAAUGGGUGAAAUCAGAUGUAAUAAAUGUUAUAAUAAUUAGAAGAGUACGAAUAAUUGAUCAUGUUUUCACUGGCAGUAUUGCUUUAUUAGUGUCGAUACUAUAUAUAAAUUUUGGAUGUGCUAUAGAUUGGGAUGUUUGUACAAAAACUAUUAAAAGGCCAAUUGGACCCUUGAUUGGUUGUGUGUGUCAAUUUGUACUUAUGCCAUUGAUAAGCUAUACACUGGGUUUGUUACUGUUUCCUGAUUCCCCUGAAAUGCAAUUAGGAAUUUUUUUCACAGGUAUUAGUCCUAGUGGAGGGGCAUCAAAUAUUUGGAGUAUGCUAUUAGGAGGCAAUUUGAAUUUAUCUGUAACCAUGACUACUCUAUGUACUAUUGCAGCAUUUGGACUUAUGCCUAUGUGGAUAUUUACAUUAGGCAAGCACAUAUUUGAAAGGGGAAAUCUAACUAUGCCAUAUGAUAAAGUAGCAACUUUUGCAAUUGGGUUGAUAAUACCAUUAGCCUUAGGUUAUAUUAUACAAAAGAAGUUGCCAAGGCUAUCAAGAUUUAUGGUUCGAACAAUGAAACCAUUUUCAGUUAUUUUGAUAGUUUUCAUAAUUAUUUUUGCUAUUGUCACAAACGUAUACUUGUUCAAAUUAUUUUCGUGGAAGAUUAUUCUGGCUGGAAUGGGAUUACCAUGGUUGGGAUUUUUAAUUGGUAUAGCUAUUGCAUUUAUUUGCCGGCAACCUAAUCAAGAUAUUCGAGCUAUUGCAAUUGAAACAGGCAUUCAAAAUACUGGCGUUGCAAUAUUUCUUUUGAGAUUUAGUUUAAAACAACCUGCAGCUGAUUUAACUACUGUAAUACCCGUAUCGUGUGCAAUUAUGACUCCAAUGCCUUUGGCUGUUUUAUAUAUAAUUAAAUUAGUAUUGGACAGAAGGAAAAGCAAUAUCAUCAAUUCCAGGGAAAAACUUCAGAAUCAUCAGGCUGCUACUGCUUCAACUCCACUUCCCCUUGAAGAUUAAAUAUUGAAUUUUCAACAAGGAAUAUGAUGAAAAUAAAUUAUUCUUUUUAUUGAUGAUAAAAAUAGCUAUAAAUAAAAAAUUGGUAUGGAGUUAAUCGUAGUGUAAGGAAAAAUUUUAUUAUAUGGUUAUCAAUGUAAUUUUUAUUUCUUUUGAAAAUUGUAAUUUUCAUAUUAACGGUUGAAUACAGUUAAUAUUACUGAAAAAAAAUUGAAAUAUUAAUUAAUUUAAAAAUUUUAUAUAUAAACUUACGAUUUUUUAAUCAAAACGAGUUUUCAAAAUAAAAAAUUGUUUUCUAAAUUCAAAAUCAUAUUUAAUAUGAAAAUCCAAAUUAUAGGUGAUGAUAGUAAA
Phymastichus coffea is the source of this 1801-nucleotide messenger RNA. Its product is annotated as ileal sodium/bile acid cotransporter-like. Lineage: Eukaryota; Metazoa; Arthropoda; Insecta; Hymenoptera; Eulophidae. Gene Ontology annotation, cellular component: membrane. Bases 143 to 1453 code for a protein of 436 amino acids. The transcript has 7 exons. The record is from RefSeq and is a predicted model, not a curated record.